GCUACAAAGUUUCCCAGUCGCUGUCCUUUGUCUCUCUUCUUCAGAGGCUUGAGGAUGGUUUGCCUUGUGCAUUGCACUGCAUAGGGCUGUAAAACUUGGAAGGUUUCUGAGGCAAGCAGCAGCAGCAGCUAUGGAGCCUGCCAGUGCUAGCUUGGUCUCCCUGAGGGCAUCCACCGCCACGAGCCGCAGCUGUUUCUCAUGUCAGCAGCGAGCGACGCCCAGGACCAGGAUGCUUCCGGCCAUGGCGUCCAAGUCUGGGGCGAAACUGGUGGCUUCAGGCUGCAAGACAUGCAGGGGGAAGGGUGCAGUGGAAUGCGAAGGCUGCAAGGGGACUGGCAGGAACAAGAAGAACGGCAACAUCUUUGAGAGAUGGAAGUGCUUCGACUGCCAGGGGUUUGGGAUGAGGAAGUGCCCCACCUGCGGCAAGGGAGGCCUCACGCCGGAGCAGAGAGGAGAACGAUAGAAGAAACAUCAAGCAUCCAUCCAUCCAUGGCAGAUGCACUCUCCAAUGUCUUAUUUAUCAUGCUCAACUUUGCUCGAAUUCUGACAACUAUCUAGAAGUAAGUAUCAACCAGAAUUGCCAAACAAAAUGAAAACCGAAUAUGGUGAUACACAUAUUUGGUCUGAGAACCAGCAGUAUAAUGCCAAGCAGAAUGUUGUGAGGAAAUCAACUGGUUUCUGCGCGUAUUGACUGGUCUGGAGGCUUUUGAAUCUAUAUGUUGUAAGUAUUUUUUUUGUUCUUUUGAAUAUAUUCAGUUUGUCGUAAGUAUUAUUUAAAAAACUAAGUGCCUCUCUUGGGCGAUGGGUGGCACUCAUCUGAGGUUGCAUGUGGCCCCUUUGCA
Triticum aestivum (bread wheat) is the source of this 842-nucleotide messenger RNA. RefSeq names its product protein PHOTOSYSTEM I ASSEMBLY 2, chloroplastic. The transcript has 4 exons. The record is from RefSeq and is a predicted model, not a curated record. Lineage: Eukaryota; Viridiplantae; Streptophyta; Magnoliopsida; Poales; Poaceae. Bases 131 to 463 code for a protein of 110 amino acids.